Acanthaster planci (crown-of-thorns starfish) is the source of this 2049-nucleotide messenger RNA. It is a transcript of the gene lsm4, whose product is annotated as LSM4 homolog, U6 small nuclear RNA and mRNA degradation associated. Gene Ontology annotation, molecular function: RNA binding. The record is from RefSeq and is a predicted model, not a curated record. Gene Ontology annotation, biological process: mRNA splicing, via spliceosome; nuclear-transcribed mRNA catabolic process. Lineage: Eukaryota; Metazoa; Echinodermata; Asteroidea; Valvatida; Acanthasteridae.
CCCAAUGGCAAAGCGUGUUCGAAGUGGACCGGCUAAUGGGCAGGCGCGACACAGGUGCAGUUCGGAACGGCCUAUCCAGGCAAGAUGGCGCGGGCUUUACGCUGGUGCUAAGAUCGUGGAGUCAAGUUUUACACUGCGCCUAUCGAUAUCUGUAAUUGUCCUCUGCUGAACGAAUCGAAGGAAUAUGCUGGUGGAGUUGAAGAAUGGAGAGACAUACAAUGGACAUCUCGUUGCAUGUGAUAACUGGAUGAACAUUAACCUCAGGGAAGUCAUCUGCACAUCAAGGGAUGGAGACAGAUUUUGGAGAAUGCCAGAGUGCUAUAUACGAGGGAGUACCAUUAAGUACCUGCGAAUCCCUGAUGAGGUGAUAGACAUGGUCAAAGAAGAGGUUGUUGCAAAAGGGCGUGGGAGAGGUGGAGGUCAACAGAGAGGGCGUGGACGGGGAGGACCAGGAAGAGGAGUCCAACUGAAGGUAGGUGCACCUUUCAGCUGUCUGGGAUCAUGUGGGUGCUGUUCAACAGAGAGUCAGUCCGUCUUGUAUGGUAGUACUUUAUUCGUUUACCAUAAGAAUCUCAAACAAUAGGUACAUAUGUACAAGUAAUGGAAUUUAUGGAUAUUUCUUUUUUGGAAACAAAAUGUGUCUUUCCUUGCUUGUUAACCCAAAGGUUUCCAGAGCUGACUCAAAUUUGGAAAAGCUUUCAAAAAAUGCAACAAAACAAAGAGUGCAAAUAGUGAAAAUAGUUGUCUUACCAUUGACCAAAAAAAAAGGCUUUCUGGUGAGUGAGUUGGAGAAGAUUUAGGAAAAAAAUUAAAAGUGCAAAUUUGAAGGGGUUUGUUUUACCAAAAAGUUAAUUCCCUUUUAGAAAAUGUGCAAAAUUACAAAGUCAACUAAUCAGUGAGAUUUUGGACGAAUAAGAAAAACAAUAAAUAAGAUGACUACAUGUACGUCUUCACUAUUCACUGAUUCUUGUUAGUCACACAUCGUUCCUUAUUCUGUGGUCAUCUGUACUCUUUACCAAAGGCUACAGAUUUGAUUUCAGUAUUUUUCAUUCUCCAGACACUUUGGGCCAAAAACUUUAGACAUUUGAAUCUUUAAAAUGUGUAAUUAAACAUACAUGCAUUGUUCUGCAGAUUUUGGAAUUCACAUUUGGCAAUAUCAGUUUGUAGUAUACGAUGAUAUACAGGGAUUUAUCUCCUUUGUUCAGUUGUCCUGUUCUUUUACAGAUGGCAUCAAUCCACUGAACAAUUUCCUAGAGAAUAUGGUUUAAUGGAGGUACAUGUACACAUGAACACUUAGGACUUUGAAAAUGCAGAUAAUUCAUUUGGGGCAAUUCCAUGAAAAAGUGUCCUUGACCCCAAAUUUCAAUUUCGUGUGAACAAGUUUGACAUACAUGUAGGCCCUACAUGUAGUUUGAAAGAACAAUGUCUGGCCAAUUUACAUGUAAAUCCGCAUGAUGAUUAAAAUGUUAAACUUACCACAGUUGAGGCUAAGCACAUUUUUACAUACAUUUUAAUCACCAUAUUUGAGAAGAAAUAAAAUUAAACUUUUUGUAGGUCUUUUAACGUAUCACUUUGGGUUGUAACUAUUUGUGUCAUUUUUUUCAUUGUUACAAUAACAACAGUUUAAACUGUGUCCUUUUGGAUUAUGGUCAGUGUAUUGUCAGUGACAUUUUAAUUCAUUUAGUUUUCCUCGUUUAGAGUAAUAAAAGAUAUUUUCAAGAGACUUCAUAUGCAAAGCUAGUUUUCAGGGACCAAUCCACUAAUGUAGAAAAAUUGAGAUAAAAUUUAAUUUCGCAAAUGAACUUCAUGGAAAUCUUAUUUUUUGUCAUUGACAUUAGUCACUACACAUGUUCCUAACUGUAUCUUAUAGACCUUAUUCAAGUGAAAGCUAUUUUCAAUUUUAUUCCCUGAAUCUAUGAUAUUAAAAGCAGAGUAUCAAUUAGGAUGGCACCAUACUGUUUUAUAAUUGUCACGCAUUCCAAGCCUCCCUUUCAAUACAUGUAUUUUUGUAAGUACAUGAAUGGCUUAAAACACUCAAGUACAUUUUGU